CAUGCAAUCAGCUGAUCACGAUGAUCCUGCCUGCAAGAAACAGAAGUUGAAGUUGAAUUGCGACCUUCGCCUACAGACUAAGUUAAAUGGCCAAUUUGCGAUUACCUGAGAGAAUUCUUGUAUAUCUUCGUCAUUUAACAAGAGGGGUUGUGGAAAGAGCUCUUUUUGAGGAAUGUAUCCUAGAUUCUUUGGGUCAUAGUGGAUUGGAGGCCUCAGUCAGCUGUACUUUAGAAGACAACCGUCUUAUAAUCUCAAAUCCAAUUGAAGGAGGGGAAACUGUUGUACUCAAACACCCAUCAUUCUGCCCUUGCCAUAACUUGACGUCCAGUGAUGCUACUCACAUACCAAAGGAGGUGCUUGACCGUGGUGUAGACUGUGGAGUGGUCACUCUUCUCUGGUCAUCUGACCGGUACCUGCUCUUGACCAGAAGAGCCUCUCACCUUCGCAUCUUUCCAGGGAUUUGGGUUCCUCCAGGUGGUCAUGUUGAGCAAGGAGAAACGCUAGUUGAAGCUGGAUUGAGAGAGUUAUGUGAAGAAACAGGACUUGAAGUAGACCCAAAGGAAUGCAAUCCAAAGAUGGUCGCAUUAUGGGAGUCUGUCUACCCACCAUUGCUAUCUAGGGGUUUACCCAAGAAACACCACAUUGUAGUCUAUCAAUCAGUCACUUCAUCCAAAACCCACCAGCAGCUAGACACAGAACUUAUGCUGAGUGCUGAUGAAGUUGGUGCUGCAGCCUGGUUAGAGGAGUCUAUAGUGAGAGCUUUGACACAGCUCUCUGAGGAAGAGAAUGGAGAGAAAAGGAAUGCCAUCCUGAGUGGGAUUCCUGAAAAAUUAAGAGGACAUAUCGUGGAUCCCACCACUGGGAAGUCAACCUGUGACCAAAUACCUACCAGAGUCUUUUACCAAAGAGCGCCACCUAGUGGUGAUGAUAUAGAGAGGCUCAGUACAGGAACCCUGUUUGCUAUGCAGCACUGGCUGAAGAAAUACGCAGUACCAUCAUGACAGGAUUGAAGGUGCCAAACGUGAAGAUCUUACCCACAAUGCAUCGCAGAUAGCUCUCCUUGUACCAGAUGGAACACUGAUUUCCCAUGAUGCAGUGCAGUGAGAAUAAUAAAUGAAAGGAUAUAGAAGGGUGUGCCAGUGGGAGUUGCUGUAGGUGAUCUUCACUGAUCGCCCACACAGUAUGGGGUGUGGAAUACCCAUUCCCUGCUUGCGUAUAUCUGGCUUUUAGCCAACUUUCUGCCAACCGAUGGGAUAUAUCCUGUUCAGUGGUUUCUGGGAACAUGAAUUCAAAACCAUAUUUGGUUUACGUAUAUGCAGUAUUAUUAAAACAGAUGAACAAAUGGCAACUAUGCAUGGAAGUUGAUAUUCACAUGGUAAUGAUUAAUUUACCUUGGGUUAUGCUAGACCUCACUUCUACAGUGUCUGUUUCCAUUUUAUUCACCAAGUAAAACUUAUUUAUAAAUUUCAAAUUACUAAUGUCUGCAGUAUAAAUUACCUCUCUAAAUUUAUUUGAAACAAAAUUGGAUCAUAUAAUUAUGAAAUAUAUCACAAGGUAAUUUGUUAUGUCACCAGGGAUAUGGAUAGUACCAUAACCAAGUUUCUUUGGGGAAAGAGGGGUAGGCAUUGUAGGUGGAGAUAGAUUGUAGGGAAUUAUUCUCACUUGAAAUGCCACUUGGUUCAUUAGAAUGUUCUCAUUGUCCAAAGAUUUUUU
Lytechinus variegatus (green sea urchin) is the source of this 1713-nucleotide messenger RNA. RefSeq names its product nucleoside diphosphate-linked moiety X motif 17-like (gene nudt17). The transcript has 6 exons. Gene Ontology annotation, cellular component: cytosol. The record is from RefSeq and is a predicted model, not a curated record. Bases 87 to 1001 code for a protein of 304 amino acids. Gene Ontology annotation, biological process: NADP+ catabolic process; NAD+ catabolic process. Gene Ontology annotation, molecular function: NADH pyrophosphatase activity. NCBI's taxonomy places the organism in Eukaryota, Metazoa, Echinodermata, Echinoidea, Temnopleuroida, Toxopneustidae.